Myotis myotis is the source of this 970-nucleotide messenger RNA. RefSeq names its product carcinoembryonic antigen-related cell adhesion molecule 21-like. The transcript has 3 exons. NCBI's taxonomy places the organism in Eukaryota, Metazoa, Chordata, Mammalia, Chiroptera, Vespertilionidae. The record is from RefSeq and is a predicted model, not a curated record. Gene Ontology annotation, molecular function: protein tyrosine kinase binding. Gene Ontology annotation, cellular component: cell surface; plasma membrane. Gene Ontology annotation, biological process: signal transduction; regulation of immune system process. Bases 23 to 847 code for a protein of 274 amino acids.
UCCUGCCCUGGGAGGAGGUUCAAUGCACUGGAAGAAAGGACAGCAGAUCCCACGCAACCAGAACAAAGGUGCCUGGGAGUGUUCCUGGGCCCAAGCUCUUCUCACAGAGGGAGGGACGGAACAGACAGCAGACACCAUGGAGUCCCGCUCAGCCCCUGCGCACAGAGGGUGCGUCCCCUGGCAGGGGCUCCUGCUGGCUGCCUCACUCUUAACCUUCUGGAGCCUGCCCACCACUGCCCAGCUCACUAUUGAAUCAGUGCCGCCCAAUGCUGCAGAAGGGAAGGAUGUGCUUCUCCAUGUCCACAAUCUGCCAGGGUUUCUUGGAGGCUAUGUCUGGUUCAAAGGGGAAAGUGUGGACAGCAACCAUCAAAUUGCAUCAUAUAUAAUAGAUACUCAAGAAAUACACCCAGGACCUGCAUACAGCAGUCGAGAGACAAUAUACCCCAAUGGGUCCCUGCUGUUCCAGAACGUCACCCUGCAGGAUACAGGGUACUACACUCUACUAGCCAUAAAGAAAAUUUUUCAAGGUGAAAUAGUAACCGGACAGCUCCGUGUAUACCAGCCCGUGGGGAAGCCCUCCAUCCGAGCCAGCAAUGCCACAGUCACAGAGCAUAAGGACGCCGUGGUCCUGACCUGCCUCACCAAUGACAGGGGGAUCUCCAUCCGGUGGCUCUUCAAGAACCAGAGUCUCCUGCUCACGGCCAGGAUGAAGCUGUCCCGGGACAACAGUGUCCUCACCAUAGACCCCGUCAGGAGGGAGGACGCUGGGGGUUAUCAGUGUGAGGUCUUCAACCCCGUCAGUUCCAGCAAAAGUGAGCCCCUCAGGCUGGAUGUGUAUUAUGGGUAACCCUCCUCCCCUCCUCUAUGCUAUUAAGUUCUGAAUAAUUUUUUUUCUUUUUAAAAAAUAUAUUUUUAUUGAUUUCAGGGAGGAAGGGAGAGGGAUAGAGAGAUAGAAACAUCAACAAUGAGA